UCUUCAGAAGCAGAGGAACAUACACAUCAACUAAUCAUGGAUAAGAGAUUUAUAUUCAAUCUGAUCACCUUUCUGGUCACAAUAUUUGCAAGUGUUCAAGCAGAUAACCAAUUUUACUACUUGAAGAAAUGCUACAAGUCGGAUCCAGAGGUAAACGAAUGCCUGAAGCGUUCCUCGAAUUAUUUGAUUGCGAAUAUGCGCCAAGGAAUCCCAGAAUUGAACAUGUACGAACCAGAACCUAUCAUCAUUGAUGAAAUCGGUAUCGCUUUAGGUAAUGGACCGGAUGGAUACAGAGCUUCAUUUAGGAAUAUCAAAGCUUAUGGAGUUAGCAAUUUAACAAUUACUGCUGUUAGGUCUGACAUUGAAAGCAAUCAAUUCCAAUUCACGUUCUACAUUCCGCACAUUUCCGCUAGAGCUUUAUACGAAUCUACCGGUGUUCUAAUUUUAGUUCAAGCAACUGGAGGCGGUUCAUAUUGGGGAGAAUACGAGGGAGUCAAAGCUAAGGUGUACAUCAAAGCAAAACCGGUCGAUUACCAAGGGAAAACUUUCCUUUCCUUACAACAGAUUAAGAUGGACUUCAGCGUAAAAGACAUUAAAAUGGGCGUCGAAAACGUUCACAAUGGAAAUUCCGUUAUCCAAGCCGCAUUAAAUCUGUUCAUUAAUUCAAACGCGCAAGAUUUGCUCAAAGAGAUGAAACCGGAUUUGAAGAAGAAACUGCUGAUGAUUAUGAAGAACUUCGUUGAGAAUCUUUUUAGCAAUAUUCCGUACAACGAAUGGAUCUCGGAAUAA
Messenger RNA from Nicrophorus vespilloides, 789 nucleotides. It is a transcript of the gene Jhbp2, whose product is annotated as protein takeout. Lineage: Eukaryota; Metazoa; Arthropoda; Insecta; Coleoptera; Silphidae. Bases 37 to 789 code for a protein of 250 amino acids. The transcript is spliced from 5 exons. The record is from RefSeq and is a predicted model, not a curated record.